Molecule: messenger RNA, 1793 nt
Organism: Morus notabilis
Lineage: Eukaryota; Viridiplantae; Streptophyta; Magnoliopsida; Rosales; Moraceae
Exons: 10
Coding region: 1-1683 (560 amino acids)
Source: RefSeq, a predicted model, not a curated record
AUGUUGGGUGAGCAUUGCCGCUCAUGCUCUUCCUCUUGUCCAUGCCAAUGCCAAAGUGGUGGUGGUGCUGCUGCAGAUAACGGGUUUCUACUCAACAUGUCACCUAGACUCUCUUCCUAUUUUAAUCCCAUUGUGAAGUUGGAUAGAGCAUUGUCUGAUCAGGAGGCUUCCCUUUGUUGGGACUCCGACAAGGACAAGCCACUCACGUCUUCUGUCUCUUCAAGCGACACUCAGACCACGCCAAAGUCUCGUGUGGAGCUGAAGGAGGAGAUUGCGAUACUUGAGCUUGAAAUAAUGCGUUUGGAGCGCCACCUCCUUUGUCUUUAUAGGACGGCUUUUGAUGGUCAAAUCUCCACUCUCCCAAGUACACCUACAUCCACUUCUUCAGAUCUAUUCCGGAAACACAUUUCAUCACCUUCCGCUUCCAAAUUGUGGGGUUUUGACUCACACUUCUGCAGAGUCAACUCGCUCCAUCAUCCUCAAAAUUCGCCUGCGCAUGCUUGGACCAGUCCCUACCAUCACAGCCCUGUCACCACCCCAAAACCAACACCCACAACUACUACAAGGGGGCAGAAGGUUGCGGGUUCUGGUCAUCGCAGCCUAGCUGAUCACCUUGGUGCUUCUUGCAUUGUCAAUAAUAGCCUUAAAGCUCCAGAUAGACUUUCUGAAGACAUAGUGAGAUGCAUCUCUUCUGUCUAUUGCAAACUCGUCAAUCCUCCACCCGCUCAUGUCACUUCGUCAGCUUCUCCAAAUUCAUCCUUGUCCUCUUCAACUGUAUUUUCUUCUAGGAAUCCUUGCGACAGUUGGAGUCCCCGUUCGCGUCAUGGUUUGAAAGAAGAUGGUACUGGACCGUAUGCUGCCAUGAUAGAAGUUCUCAAGAUACGUUUAGACAGCGACACUUUCAACUAUGCUGCUAAAAUGUUGCAGUAUUUCAGGUCAUUGGUUAGAAAUCUUGAGAAGGUUGAUCCGAGGAAGAUGAAGCGUGAGGAGAAACUCGCAUUUUGGAUCAAUAUUCACAAUGCUCUGGUGAUGCAUGCAUACUUAGCAUAUGGAUCCAAUAAUCGUGUUAAAACUGCCUCCAUAUUUAAGGCAGCGUACAAUGUAGGAGGGCAUUGCAUAAACGCUUAUAUAAUUCAAAGCUCCAUUUUGGGAAUUCGAUCUCACAACUCAGCUCCGUGGCUGCAAACGCUGUUCCCAGGAAGGAAAUUCAAGGCACGGAGCAUUAGGCACGAGUACGCCUUGGAAUACCCCGAGCCACUGGUUCAUUUUGCACUUUGUUCGGGGGAAUAUUUCGAUCCCGCGGUUCGCGCAUACACAGCAAACGGUAUAUUUGGGGAUCUGAAAACUGCCAAGGAAGAGUUCAUUCAAGCAAGUGCCCGUAUAGAGAAGGAAACAAAGAUUUUGUUGCCGAGAGUUUUGUACUAUUUUGCGAAAGACGUGUCGCUGACAAUAGAGGAGUUGUUGGAUGUAAUAGUUGCGAGCUUCUCAGAAUCAGAAGAUGUUGAGAAGAGGGAAAUAAUUAGAAAGUGCAUCGCAUUCGUAUUCGCCAAGGGGAGGCCGCCUAACAAGAAGUGCAUUCACUGGUUGCCUCACACUUCAACGUUUCGCUACUUCAUCCAUCCACAUCUGGCUCCCACAGAUUUCCCAUUUCCCUCAUCUUUCCCUCCACAUCCACAAGAUUGACUGCAUUAUUUUUUUCAUUCUUCUAGUCUAGUCUAGAGAUUAAAAAACAUGACUAAAAAAAAAAAAAAACCUAUUGUACUAAGCAGUUUUGAACCAUCAAAUCAAAUUAG